Messenger RNA from Bactrocera dorsalis (oriental fruit fly), 7645 nucleotides. It is a transcript of the gene rempA, whose product is annotated as intraflagellar transport protein 140 homolog. The transcript is spliced from 13 exons. The record is from RefSeq and is a predicted model, not a curated record. Gene Ontology annotation, cellular component: intraciliary transport particle A; ciliary basal body; axoneme. Gene Ontology annotation, molecular function: protein binding. Lineage: Eukaryota; Metazoa; Arthropoda; Insecta; Diptera; Tephritidae. Gene Ontology annotation, biological process: intraciliary retrograde transport. The coding region runs from base 2758 to 7227 and encodes 1489 amino acids.
AUGUAAAUAUACUAUAAAUACUUUAAGAUUGUCUAUUUUUUAAUUCACAAAUAAUUUUGACAAAUCAGUGGAGUUGGGUACGCUGUUGUAUUAAAAUCUUUAUAAAUACAUACGCUUGCGGUCAAUAAAAACUCACCACCAAAUAUAAUUAAAAUAAGAUCACAUGAGUACUUUGUUUAUAAAGUUAGAAAAUAGGGCAAUUUUUAUAUGUUUGGUCACUAGUAUAAAUUAUGUAGUUAUCCAUAAAAUUUGCUUUACAGAACCAAAAUACGAUUAUAACUGAACAGUGUGCAACCCAAUUUCAUAAAAUAUUUAUUUAUCUCGCAUUGCCUACCUAAUCUAGGAUACAUUUUUUCAAUUUUACAGUUAUACAUAUAGCUGAAGUUUGUCUACAAAAGUGCUGCUGCAUUUUUAUUGAGCGCAAGUGUAUAUAUUUAUAGGAUAUCUUCGAAAAUUAAUAAUUUUUAACCUUAAUAUAAUAUUUUAAAAAUAUGAACGUACAUAGAUUUAAUUUUUUUUUUUAAAUUUUUAUAAACUAUUAUUUACCAUAGUUUAGAGUAUGCAAUAAACUAUGGCAAACAAAUUAUGACCGAAAAUUAAACAGAUCUACAUUAAAUCAUGGACUUUAAAGAAAAAAGUUAAAUAUUUCAAGAUUGCUUAGAAAUAAAUAUAAUAAAAGUAAUUGAGGAAAUGUGUAGCUAAAACAUUUACUUACUAAUUAGAUAUAAAUAUAUAUAUACUUAUAUAUAUAUAUAUACAUAUAUACACUUAUAUUUUUUUGUAAUUAUGUGUAUAGCGAUCAUUUGGUAAUCAUCCACCGCUUACCUGCGUGUACGGAAAAUUUCAAAAUCAAAACCAUUUAAAAGCGGUAAUUAUCAAAAACCACACCUACACACAUACCCGCUUGUGUGGGCUAAGCAUGAUUGCAUUUAAAAAAUAAAAAAAUACACUAAAUAAAUAUUUGUGCGUUUACUUAUAUUUAAGGCUUAAAUAGAUAACAUGCCUAAGUGAUAAAUGACGUGGCUUAUUAUACAUACCUAUGUACAUACAUACGUAAAUGGGUGCACUAUUGUUUUGUGCUUGUUUUAUUGUAAUAAAUAUUUUUAUCUGUAUUUCCAGGAAUAGGAAAUGUGCGCCAUUUCUUUGUAUGUAUGUAAAUGGUGUACAUAUGCAAACAUGUGUAAACAUUAUAUAAUUUAUUGCAAAUAUGAGUUAUAUACAUAUAUAGCAAUUAGUCUGUUCUGCUGAAAUAUAAAAUUAGACUCAAAUGGGUCGACCACUUCUCAAAUAGGAAUACGAAAUUUUGCUAUAUGUAUAUACAUAUGUAACGUUGCAAUUUAUGAUAGACCAUGUGAAAAUGUAUGUACGAUUUGUUUAUAUGUAUGUAUGUACAACUUGCGUGAAUUAAAAGCGUUUAAAUUAAUUCUACAUAUGUAUGUACAUUACAUAUAUACAUGCGUAUGUAUCGAUGAAAGUGUGUGUAAAAGCUAAUUAAAAUCCACUUAAAAUUCUGAGCGUUGAGCAUAUUAUUUCAAAAGUCUAUAUUAUUUAGCAUAUUUAAUAUUUGUGAAGCUUAUAUGAGAGAUGCUAUAAGAAGAGUUGGAUAAAUAAAAAAAUACUAGCUUCAUUUUUGAGAAUUUGGUACAAUGUAAUAUUGACGGAGUAUAUUUUCAUUUAUCAUUCAUUCCUUAAUUUGAAAGAAAAAAGAUUAAGGUAAAAUAUAUGUAUAUGAAAAAAAAAUAUAUAUAUAAAUAGUAUAUAAAUUUCUCAUAACCGGACACCCACUUUCGUAGUGUUUUUGGCAAAAGCGUGUGUUUGAAAUGUAUUCUUAGAGGCAAAAGCUGCAACUCAGAAUUAUAUUUCUACUGAACUAAUAAAUGCGAGCCAAUGUCAGGCACGAGAAAAUGAAUGACAAUUAUCCCAUUAGUUUCCGUUAAGUUACUGUGAACCAUCUGGCGCCAGUGCAAGUCCAUUUGUUUCUCGUGAUCAUUUUGCGUAUUAUUUGUGGCAAAACUUCACAAACUAAUAAGAAUUACAAAAAAAGGGAACUUUAUCAGAGAUAAUUUGAACGAAAUAUUAUCUACAUAGUAUUCCUGUCCUUUCAUUGGAACGCACGUCCGGUUAUGAGAAUCGCUUUUCUAUGAAAAUAUUAAUAUAAACGUUGUUUUCAUGUUUUGUCCGUGCAUUUGAUGUUCCUAUCUGUAAUGGAUUUAAGCGAGAUUAUCUACAUACAUAAGUGAAUUUUUCUUAGACAUAAAUAACAAAAAUUAUAAUACGAUGUAUGGUAUAUGAUAAUAUAAAAUGAAGACAUAUUAUUUAAAUGCAUUGUUUGUACGACUUCUUAACCUCAAAUUGAAGCUGCGAUUCUAACCUUAAAAAAUGUCUGAAAAAUGUGCGGUUUCAAAGUUAUUUAGUUUACUCUUUUAAGUUGUUAUAAAUGCUUUGCAUAUUGUCAACAUUUCUGAUAGAAAAAGUUUGUUAAAAAAUACUUAUUUGGUAAAAAGACAUGUUUUGUAAAAAUACUUUAAAUAAAGAAUAUGAAAUAUUUGGUUAUGCCUUCAAAGAUUACCAAAGCUGUUGUUUAUAGCGUCAGCUGCUUUUGUUGUGUUCCAACUAUCCUGUGUUCCUAUUUGUAUUCCUUCCAUUUAGAAGCACAGAGGUUCCAUGGCAACCGUAUUUGUUUGGUUCUAUGAGCUUUGUUCGAUUAAUAUCCAACUAGGCACCGAAAGGAAUAAAAUUUGUUUGUGAAAACUCGUAAUGACGCUUUAUUUUGACACCAAAGUGGAAUUUCUUGACUUCGAUGCUGUUAGCACCAUCGGAAAUUGGCACCUCACCGAACCACUAUUUGCUGUAGCUUCUUACAGCCAGGAGCGUGGCGGGUCUAUAACAAUUUUCACAGAUUCGGGUGAACCUCAACGCGAUGUCACCUAUCCGGUACAUCCGACAUCGCAGGUUUCGGCACUAGCUUGGCAUCCCGAAAAAGUUUUGUUGGCCACCGGCUGGGAAAAUGGUGAUAUACAUGUUUGGUUUGCGGGCCAUCGUGAAUUCGCUAGUGUUCACGGUCCACAUAAAGCGCCUAUAGUUUUGUUGGACUUCAGCGAACAAGGUGGACGUAUGGUUACCGCCGAUUCGAUGGGUUUGCUUACGGGUUGGCGCUGCGAUGGUCAGUAUCAAUUUUUAACAAUGUUUUCACAUGAUUUGCGUGAUGUGCUGUUGCAUAUCACCUUUCGACGGACCAUUGAGAGUGAGGUGCGUGAGGAAAUUGUAAAUUUAGCCAAGGCGGCUGUAGCAGGCGAUGAUGCGGCACUCGAUACGCUAACCAACUGGCGACCGCGAACAGCGGCGAGGAGUAUGAUUCACGCUGGUGUCAAAGAUAAUCACUGUUUCUAUGUGGGUACACAAAAUGGUGUAAUGUACUACAUAAAUCAGGGUGGCGCCUGUACAGAGGUCCUCAAAAAUAAUACCGUGCCCAUCAUGCAAAUGCUGUGGCACCCUAAAAAAGAUGCCGUUAUUUGCUUGAUGGAGGACAUGACAAUUGCUUUAUAUUUGGUGGAGUCGACGGGUAUAUUAACUGAGUUGGAUCGAGUUAAGUUGAGCGGGAACAUAUCUGGCAAGGGCGGUGCUAUUUCAUGGGCGGGAAAUAGCUUGGCAAUUAUAACGGGUGAUCUAAGCGUACGGAUUUGGGAUAUCGAAAAAAGCGAUAACUAUCUACUCAAAAUGGACUUGCCUAGUACUGCAAUUUCCGUGUUAGGAUCCUCGAUUAGUCUCGACGGUAACUCUGCCAGCACAAAUGUCUUUAGCAACGACACGAGCGAAAAGUCCUCAUCUACACUAAACAGCCGUAAAUUGCAUAAAUUCAUACAACCGACAAACGAGCUCUUCACUUGCCUUGCGUACAGCACAAGCAACCAGACUCUUUGCGCCGGUACCAAUCAAGGUAACAUUUAUACUUGGAAGCGGCGUGUAGGCGUUUUCGAUAUGCCUGAGGACUCGUGGCAGUUGACUAACAUAUCGACAGUACGUGGCGCCGUUAAACAAUGCAUCUGGGGUUUCAAUGAGUUGGCCAAGCCGUGCAUGUUGAUCAACUGCAUUUCAAACGUUUACGUGCUCAAGGAACAACCUUUGUUAUCAUUUUACACCCGCGAUCUGUGGGCAGUUCAACGUAAUGCAAAAGCUAUUUAUCUUGAGCACGCGAUCGGCAAGCAUGCGCUCAUUCAAACGGAUUUUGCAAUUAUUGCCUUAGCCCUUAAUCAAAUAAAUAUGAUCAUUAGUAACGGUCGCGCUAUAUCUGCAUAUAACAUUGAGAAGGUGCAAAAGGUGGAUGACUAUAGGAUUGAGGCAUAUACAGAUGACAGCACUACCAAGGGCAGCAAUGAAAAGGAUUCAAAUCUAAAUGUGAAACUCAUACAGACUUUCAAUGCGGAGUGUUUAGGCCUGCACAUACACAAUCAGAACAUUUUCUGUUUAAACUCAAAUGAAGUGAUGAUAUACUCAAUUGGUGGCGUCGUGCUCAAUAAAAUUUUGGCAAAUGACAAUGAAGGGAAAAUUAUUGGCAUGGACCUCACUGGUGUCUAUUUGAGUGUUUUCACAAUGAAUGGUUUCGUUAAAGCUUAUGAUGUUUCUCGGCACGAUCCUAAGUUAAUUUUUCCUGGGAAAUCAGGUUACGACUUAUUUGAUGAUUUUGGUGAAGUGAUUUUAGUUAAAUGCAACACGGCUGGCACCCAUUUAGCUGUGCUAAUUGCAAAUCGCAACUUUGUUCCAAAACCCAUUCUAUAUUGCUGGAAUUUCGAACGUAAUCUUUUGAUGGAACAUAAUCUCAAACAUAAUUCGAACGAAACCAAUACUAAUUCAUGCAUGCCCGUAAAUGUAUAUUGGGAUACAGAUGAGCCACGUCUGCUUGCCAUUGAGGUGAAAUCAAUGCAGCAAGUACAGGAGCCAAAACAAAAUCAUACAAAAGCUGGGACCAAUUGUAACCAUAGUAUCGAGUCUGAAAUUAUGGUUUUAUUUUUUUCAGAAAAAAAUAAAUUAAAUAUACUCGAAACACGCUCAUUAGUCAUGGCGGAGCAACUGAUCAAUCUAUGCGUACCUAAUGUGAUAACUUUGGAUAUAAAUCUUGUUAAAGAGCGCCCACUGCAAGAUUUCGUCGAUCUUAUUAAGUGUGACCCCAACAUACGAAAAAUGGUUUUAAACUUCAGUCUACAUAUUGCCGAGGGCAACAUGGAUUUAGCUUAUCGCUCCAUACGAUCAAUUCAAUCUCCAACGAUUUGGACAAAUUUAGCAAAGAUGUGCGUUCAAACUAGUCGCUUAGAUGUGGCAAAGGUAUGCAUGGGUCAUUUGGGCAAAGCGCGCUCCGUACGUGCCAUUCGCCAAGCGAUGGAAGAUGAUGACCUUGAAGAUGAAGCAAAACUUGCGGUACUCGCUACCGAAUUGGGUAUGCACGAAAAAGCAGUUGAGUUAUACAAAAAAUGUGGCAGAUUUGAUUUGCUGAACAAAUUAUUGCAGGCGCGUGGAAAAAUAGAUGAGGCUAUAAAUGUGGCCGAGACGGAAGAUCGUGUUCACUUAAAAAAUACAUAUUUCCAUAAGGCGCAGCAAUUAAAAGAGAGCGGAGAUAUUAAGACCGCUCUGGAAUACUUUGAAAAAUCCCAUAAUCCAGUACAAAAUAUAACACAAAUGCUUCUGGAUAAUCCUCUAGCAAUGAAGCGUUAUAUGCAAAAUUGUGCUGAUCCGAAAAUGCUUAAAUGGUGGGGUCAGUACAUUGAAAGUUCUGGUGAUAUGGAUGCUGCAUUGGCCGUAUAUCAGAAGGCGGAGGAUUGGUUUUCGCAAGUUAAAAUACUUUGUUAUUUGGGGAAAAUUUCGAAGGCAGAUGUCAUAGCACGACAAUCUGGAGACAGAGCUGCCUGUUAUCACUUAGCACGUCAUUAUGAGAAUGUUGGAAAGUUCCAAGAAGCCAUAAUGUUCUACACACGGGCUCAAACGUUUAGCAACGCUAUACGUAUUUGUAAGGAAAACGAUUUCCAGGAUGAACUCUGGACCGUGGCUAGUUCUUCUCGUAGUCGUGAUAAAGCGAUUGCAGCCGCAUACUUUGAAGAGUGUGGAUCUUUCAAACGUGCUGUAGAGUUAUACCAUCGUGCUGGCAUGCUUCAUAAGGCACUAGAAAUGGCCUUUGAGUCGGAACAACCAGAAGUGCUAGAAAUAAUUGCGUCGGAAUUAACCGUUGAUUCAGACUCAGAGCUGGUGAAUCGUUGUGCGGACUUUUUCACGAGCAUCGAACAACAUCAAAAGGCGGUUUAUUUGUUGGCAAAGACAAUGCAUUUGAAGCGAUCGUUACAAAUCUGUAUGGAGAAAGGAGUGCCGAUCACCGAGGAACUCGCCGAGAUGCUCACACCGAACAAAAACGAAUUUAAUGAAGAAAUGCGAAUCGAAAUUCUUACACAGUUGGGUGAAUUGUUGCAACAACAAGGUGACUAUCACACGGCCACGAAGAAAUUCACUCAAGCCGGAGAUAAAGUGCGAGCCAUGAAGAGUUUGCUAAAAUCGGGCAGCACCGAAAAAAUCAUAUUUUUCGCUAAUAUGUCCCGACAGCGCGAGGUAUAUAUCAUGGCAGCCAAUUAUUUGCAAGCGUUGAAUUGGCAAGAGGAUGAACAUAUUCUUAAACAUAUUGUGACAUUUUACUCGAAGGGUCAAGCAUAUGAUUCCUUAGCAAAUUUUUAUGCUAUUUGCGCACAAAUCGAAAUCGAAGAAUAUCACAACUACGAAAAAGCUUUAAAGGCAAUGCUUGAGGCGGCAAAUUGCUUAAAAAAGCUAGGACAUUCACAACAUGCGCUCAAUAAUUUGGAAAAAACUAUAGCAGAUGUGCGAAAAGUUUUGGAUAUACAAAACGCAAUGAAAAAUAACGAUAAUCAAGCAGUAAUUUCCGGCUGUCGGAAUAUGUUAAUAAAACCAGAAACGCCACCAAUACGUCAAGCGGAUAUUCUUGCAAUGUUGGUUCGUGCAUUAGCUUAUUCGAAACAGUGGCCCGAAGCUGGACGAGCUUUAAAAGAAUUGGCUUUGAAGGAUAAUGCUUGGAGCACUAUUGGAUUGGUUGACAAAGCCUUAGUGCAAAAAAUAGCAAAAGAAUGCAAUCUAGACUUUGAUAUUAUUUGGAAUUCCGGUCGAAGACAUGUCAAUAUUAAAGAAAGCGAAACCGAUCAGGAUAAUGAAGAAGAGAUAGAAGAGGAAUUACGAUAAUUGAGCGCAUUAAAUAUGUAAAGUAAUAAAAUUUGUGAUGAAUAGCAUCCAUCCUAUAAGUCACCUAUCUUUUUAAUCCUCGGUGAUCGUUCACUGGGAUAAAAAUUGUUCCAUAUACUAUUGCACAUAAACCCGCAUGCAUAAAAUUUAUUCAAUAUUUUUUAUACAUAAUUACUUAAGAAAAGGCACAGAGUUAAAAUGUAUGUGAAAAUAAAAAUAAUAAGCUUUAUAAGAAAUGCGGAUGUGGAUAAGGUAUUUAAUUUUUAUUUUAUUCAAACUUUCUAUUUGCGUAAUGUACAGACGUGAAAUUGCUGAAGUUACAAUAUCAAUCGAUGUACCAUUCUUGUAUCAUUUACCCUAUAAUUCCACAUGUGUUUGACAGCUGUCAUCAAAUAAGUGAAGCAAAGACUAGAAAAUA